Molecule: messenger RNA, 1080 nt
Organism: Penicillium angulare
Lineage: Eukaryota; Fungi; Ascomycota; Eurotiomycetes; Eurotiales; Aspergillaceae
Product: WD40 repeat domain-containing protein
Exons: 5
Coding region: 1-1080 (359 amino acids)
Cellular component (GO): catalytic step 2 spliceosome
Molecular function (GO): protein binding; RNA binding
Source: RefSeq, a predicted model, not a curated record
AUGUCUGGAGAGAAGCGCCCCGCGCAGGAGGCUUUCGGGUCCUCCAACUCACUCGUGGUGAAAAGAAAUAAAGCCGAUGCCGACCUCAACCCCGGUACAGCAGUCGUGAAGGGUUCCUCGCAGAAUGGAGCUCUUAUCCAGGCUAUCCCUCGUACCAGCGGCCUUGAUGCGCCUAUCAUGGAACUUACUGGUCACUCUGGCGAGGUCUUCACAGUCCGGUUUGAUCCAACUGCACAACACAUUGCCUCCGGCUCGAUGGACCGAUCCAUUUUACUUUGGAACACAUACGGGCAAUGUAAUAACUACGGUCAACUGACAGGCCACAAGGGCGCCAUUCUUGACCUUCAAUGGGCGCGCGAUUCACGAGCAAUUUUCUCCGCAUCAGCAGAUAUGACACUUGGAAGUUGGGAUGCAGAGACCGGGCAGCGUGUGCGUCGUCAUAUCGGCCACGAGGAGAUCAUCAACUGUCUCGAUAUUAGCAAGCGCGGGCAAGAACUGCUAGUCAGCGGAAGUGACGAUGGGUGCAUAGGAAUCUGGGACCCACGACAAAAAGAUGCGUUGGAGUAUCUUGAGACCGAACUUCCCAUCACUGCAGUCGCACUGUCGGAAGCAGGUAAUGAGAUUUACAGCGGCGGUAUUGAUAACACAAUCCAUGUUUGGGAUCUUAGGAAGAAAGCUGUGGUUUACUCUAUGGCUGGACACAACGACACUAUCACCUCUCUUCAGAUUUCUCCCGAUUCACAGACUCUGCUAUCCAACUCCCAUGACUCCACUGUCCGAACAUGGGAUAUCCGACCAUUCGCGCCAGCUAACCGUCUGGUUAACACAUUUGACGGCGCUCCCGUUGGUCUUGAGAAGAACCUCAUUCGUGCCAGCUGGGAUCCUAAGGGAGAGAAGAUCGGCGCAGGAAGUGGUGAUCGUAGCGUGGUUGUUUGGGACGCUAAGACAACAAAACUACUUUACAAGCUUCCUGGCCACAAGGGUACUGUCAACGAUGUGCAGUUCUCCCCCAACGAUGAACCUAUUAUUGUUUCUUGCUCUUCUGACCGCAAUCUCAUGCUCGGUGAAUUGGGCAAAUAA